Messenger RNA from Gadus morhua (Atlantic cod), 12444 nucleotides. RefSeq names its product striated muscle preferentially expressed protein kinase. The transcript has 41 exons. NCBI's taxonomy places the organism in Eukaryota, Metazoa, Chordata, Actinopteri, Gadiformes, Gadidae. Gene Ontology annotation, biological process: protein phosphorylation. The coding region runs from base 181 to 10761 and encodes 3526 amino acids. The record is from RefSeq and is a predicted model, not a curated record. Gene Ontology annotation, molecular function: ATP binding; protein kinase activity; protein binding.
UCUUCACCAAGGGGUUAACGCCAACCCUCCAGAACUUUUCGAAUCGCUAAUGCUUCUUCAAUCAGAAGGGACUUAUCACCCCCGGAGGCUGACGCCCGAGGACACACCGCGAACUGGCCUUUGAGACAUGGUACCGGGGGGGUAUUUGCAGAUCAUGUAACCCGCUGCAGACCUUUGGGGAUGUCAAAAGUGCGAUUACUCCAAGCUUUUAGGAAAGCCACAAUGAGCCAGGCGUCCGACCUCAGCACCCCUUCCAGAAGGGCAAAGGUCACCAAGCCGGCGGCGGCCAAGGCCGUGUCUCCGGACGAACCCACGCCGCCCUGUUUCGUCCGUAAGCUCCGCAAGGCGGCGGUGGGGACGGGGUGCGACAUCCGCCUCAGGGUGUCCGUCCUGGGGAACCCGGAGCCCAAGCUGAGAUGGUACCGCAACAAGGAGCCGCUGCCGCCCAACGAGGCCCAGGACCCAGGCGGCCUGUGGAUCAGGGACUGCCGGACCUGCGACGCCGGGCUGUACACCUGUGUGGCGAGCAACACCCUGGGCGAGGCGACCAGCAGCGCCGUGCUUGCCGUCAUGGACCUCGGAGAAGACUCUGAGACCACAGAAGACGAGGCCACUGAGCCUCUGGGCCCCAUGGAAACCAAGGCUGGGCUGGGGAGGCCUCAAGGCACCCAUCGAGGACCCCCAGGUGAGGAAGAAGGGAGGACCACCACGGCGGUAGGCGGCAAGGACCACCACCACGCCUCGGACCACCACAGAUCCGCCGCCCUCCCAGGGGGCUUUGACCCCAUCGUGGAGCGGGAACUGAGGGCCUUGGGGUCCCGGCCCCCCGGCGGUACCACCUCCACCUGCGCCACCGCCGCCAACGACACCCACCAGGACCCCUCGCACCCCGCAAGGCAAGCUGCCCACGCCAGGGGGUGCCUGCCCCCCGUCCGGCACCUUGGGGUGGAGCCCCUGAUGCGGGCGUCCCACGCUAACCUGGCGCUGCCCGCCGCCGCGCAGGGAUCAGAGGAAAGUGUGUGUGUAGGGAGCGACUACUACGGCAGCAUGUUCAGCCUGUACCGCGGGAGGACCUUUUCUAUGCCCCUCACUCUCGUUAGACCACCAGUCUCCGGGGGUCUCCGUCACAAACCUAACGUUCUCCAACGUCUAACGAUCUUACCCCCUCGAUCUCCAACACCUGGUAGGACGACCGUCCUGUCUAAGGCCCUCCCUCCAGCCCUCUCCCCCGGAUCCUCCCCCACCAACCAGCAGCCACCCUCGACUUCACCGUACCCAACCACCUCCGGCACGCCCAAAAACAGGAUCUCUGACGACACCAUCGCGGUCGGCGACCUGACCUCCAAACCGACCCGGGCGGCGCCCAAGAUCUUCGACAAGGUGCGGGCGUUCGAGGAGCGCCUCGGGGUCCCGGGGGCAGGGCCCCCCCGGCUGGCGAGGGCUGCCUCGUUCGGUGACGCGGAUGCGGACGGCACCCGGGGGUGGCGGGCGGGGACAGGCCUCCCCGAGCAGGACAGUCACGUGCUGCAGGGGGCGGCGCAGCGGCGCUCGGCCUUCAAGCAGCGCGCCUCGUCACUGGAGGACGCUGCCAGCCUCGCACAGCGGGUGCAGAGCUUCCAGAGCAAGUUCAACGAGGAGCUGCAGCGCAUCAAGAGGCUGGUGGGGAAGCCUGGCCUCAGGAAGGCCUGCUCCAUGGAGCAGCUGGCCCCCAGGGACGCACCCAGAGGGACAGGCAGAGCAGGUGGAGGAGGAGGAGGUGGAGGAGGGUCUGCGGUGGGGAAGCUGGAGCCCAUACCCCCCCAGGUGGUGAAGAAACUGGAGGCCAGGAAGCGGGUGCUGGAAAAGCAGAGGGUGGGAGGUGGAGUUAUGGUCGGAGGGGGGGAGUGCCCCCCGCGGAGGCCCCCGGACGAAGCCUCUGGAGCCCCCCAAGGGAGGACCUCGUCGCUGUGGGAACCGCUGCUGCCGACGCCUCGCGGUUUGGAGAAGAUCUCCUCUGUUGCCAUGGAGACAGAACCAGUUCACCAGCUGCCAGCGGGCCCAGUGACAGUAACAGUCAGAACGAAAAGCACGGCAAGUCGCAGUGAAUCCCUCGGCGCCAAACCACAAUCAGUCAAACAGCCGCCGCGUCUCUCGUCCUCCACCACGGCCCCACCGGCCCCCCAACCUCGACAACCUGAAACCCCCGAGGGUCCUGAGGUCGGAGCUAUCGCAGAUCAAGACCCCCCGGGCGCAGGGAAGACCCGACAACCCCCCCAGCCCAUCGCCGUAGGCCGGGACCCAGCGGGGUCUCUCUCGCGGCCGGCCAAGACCGCCCAGCCGCCGGGCCCCUCUGUUGGCCCCUCUGUCAGCCCCCUGUUGAAGAAGAGGAAGGGGCGAGGGCCCCUUCCCCAAAUCCUGGUAGAGGAGGUGGAGGAGGAGAUGGAGGAGACGAAGGGGGAGGAGGGGAACGCGAGAACGCGUUUUCUGGAGUCUUCUGGAUUCCCGAUGGAAGCGGCAAGCCAAACUAAGAUUGAAAAAGAGAAUGGAAGCACAGAUAUCAGACCGCCGCAGAGAAGGAAAUUACGUCAACACCUCGCUGAUAAGUCUAAAAUAAAAAAGACACCCCCCUCCUCUCAGCCUCCUAAUACUGAAACAAAACAGCGUGGGUUCGUCUCUGCCAAGAAGACCGGCUCUGCCUGCCUCGGUUUAUGGUUCCGCGCAACGAUUGAACAACAAGGCAGCGAGAACUUGAAUACUUGGCCUGCCCACAAGCCUUGUGGGAGACCAACCGUUGCCAGAAAUGCCAGCAGUCCCAGCCAAUCAGAUAAGGGCAGCCUGACGCUGCAAGAAGAAGCUAUGGAGCUGGAGGUCCCACCUUCUCGAGGCAAACAAGUCCACUUCAGAGAGCCGCCCUCGUUUCAGGUGACACCAUACGACCAGGUGGUUGGCGAGGGACAAGAUGUGUUCCUGUGCGUGAGGGCGAGAGGGCACCCCUCCAUAUACUGGUUGAAGGAGAGGCUGACGCUGAAGUCCACCGGCCGCCUUGCGGUGAGACAGACGGGGGAGGGGACCAGCGAGCUGAGGAUCACCACCGCCCAGAGGUCGGACGCUGGACUCUAUGCCUGCAAGAUCGUCAACGAGUUUGGAACCAAGCAGGUGGACUUCAAACUGGAGAUCCAAGCGGCCACAGCUCUCGCCAUCACCAGGGAGAUACGGGACGCGGCGGUAAGGGCGGGAGAGGCGGCCGUGUUUGAGUGUCACAUGACCGCCCCCCCCGACGUGGAGGUGGACUGGCUGUCCAAUGGGAAGCUGAUUCAGCCGGCGCAGCUGAACUGCAAGAUGCACUUUGAUGGAAGGAGCUGCCGUCUCUUGUUGAACUCUGUCCAUGAAGACGACAGUGGCAGUUACACCUGCAAGCUGAGCAGUGCUAAAGAGGAGCUGACCUCCAGCGCCCAGCUGAAGGUCACGCCCACCCGGGACCCCCUGUUCACCCGCCAGCUGGACGUCCUGGAGGUCAUGGAGGGCCGCACCGCCCGCUUCGACUGUAAGGUCAGCGGAACCCCCGCGCCCAGCGUCACCUGGAUGCACUUCGACGGGGCGGUGGAGGCGAGCGACAACGUGCGGCUACUACAGGAGGGGGGCCGCCACUCGCUGGUCAUCGCCCGCGUCUGCUCCGACUCGGAGGGCUUCUACACCGCCGUGGCCACCAACUACCGCGGCUCCGCGGAGACCACCGCAGAGCUAUACGUCACGGAGCCGCGUGCGGCUGCCGCCUCGCACAUGGCCAAGCUGGAGAAGAUGCCGUCCAUCCCAGAGGAGCCCGAGGUGCUGGAGAGCGAGGUGGAGCGCCGGACCAUGCCUGACUUCGUGAAGCCGAUGGCGGACUUGGAGGUGGUCGAGGGGAAGGAGGCGGUGCUGAAGUGCACGGUGGCGGGCCUGCCCUACCCCAGCAUCACCUGGUACCACAAGGGCAAGCGCAUCGACGGCAGCGAGGAGCGCAAGAUGACCCAGCAACGGGACGUCCACAGCCUUGUGAUCCGGAGUGCCUGUCACGCGCAUGGCGGCGUCUACAAGAGCGUCAUCUCCAACCACGUGGGAAAGGCUGCCUGCUACGCACACCUUUAUGUCACAGACAUUGUCCCCGACCCCCCUGACGGCCCUCCGGUGGUAGAGUCCAUCACAGGAAAGACCCUCACACUGAGCUGGAAGAAGCCCAACAGAAUGGAACAGUCCACGGAGGCCGUCCCCCUGCUGUACGCGGUGCAGCAGCAGGCCUUAGGCUCCAUCCAGUGGUCCAUCGUGGCUUCCAGCCUGAAGGAAACCAGCUACACCGUGGGCUCCCUGUGUAAGGGCGUCCGCUAUGCCUUCAGGGUGCUGAGCUCCACCGGCAAGGCUCUCAGCAAACCGUCGGCCGCAACCGACCUGGUGCAGCUACUCGACCGAGGUCCCUAUUUGAGGAAAUCGCCCAUCAUCAUGGACAAGCCGGACAUGGUUCACGUGGUGGAGAACCAGUCAGUGAGCAUCACAAUCACCCUGAACCACGUUCACGCCGUGGUCACCUGGAAGAGGAGAGGGGUUGCGCUGGUGCACAAACCCGGGGUGUAUGAGAUGAGCAUGCCGGACGAUGACCAGCACACCUUGAAGCUGCAGCGGGUUCGGAGCUUGGACGUGGGAGCGCUGGUUGUCAUGGCGAACAACCAGUUUGGCAGCGACCUCUGCACCAUACAGCUGGCCCUGGCAGCACCACCCAAGUUUGAGUCCAUCAUGGAGGACCUGGACGUUGACGCCGGGGCGACCUCCCGCCUGGCCGUGGUGGUGGAGGGGAAACCCGACCCCGACAUCCUGUGGUACAAGGACGAGGCCCACCUCUCAGAGAGCAGCCAUUGCACGUUCGUCUACGAUGAUCCAGAGUACUCCCUGGUGGUGCUGAACGCCCGUCCGGAAGACUCCGGUGUGUACACCUGUACGGCCAAGAAUCUGGCGGGGGCCGUCUCCUGCAAGGCUGAGGUCACCGUCCAUGCAGAGAGGAAGCAGGCUGUGGCUCCGGCAGAAGAUGAAGGCAGCAUCCUAAGGAAGAUGAGACGCCUCACUGACUAUUACCAUGUCCACAAGGAGAUUGGAAGGGGGGCGUUCUCGUAUGUGAAGAGGGUGACGCAGAAGACGAAGAACAACGGGAAGCCAGCGGAGUUUGCCGCCAAGUUCGUGUCGUCCCGGGGGAAGCGGAAAGCAGCAGCACUGGGCGAGAUGGCACUGCUAUCGGAGCUGGAUCACCAGAGGAUCGCCUUCCUCCAUGACGCCUUCGAGAAGAAAAACACGCUGGUGCUGGUGCUGGAGCUAUGUCAUGAAGAACUCGUGGACAGGCUGGCCCGGAAGACCACGGUCACUGAGUCUGAGAUCCGUUCCAGUGUGUGGCAGAUCCUGGAAGGCCUGGGCUAUCUGCACCAGAAAGACAUCGCUCACCUGGACGUUAAGCCAGAGAAUAUUGUGAUGGCCGCGCCGGGCAGCGAGCAGAUCCGCAUCGUGGACUUCGGCAGCGCGCUGAAAGUAGAGUCGCCCGGACAGCACUACUGCCGAUACGGAACGCCAGAAUACGUCGCCCCAGAGAUCGUCAACCAAACCCCCGUCUCCACGGCAACAGACAUCUGGCCCGUGGGUGUGAUAACCUAUCUCUGUCUGACGGGCGUGUCGCCGUUUGCCGGCGAGAACGACCGCGCCACGGCGCUCAACGUGCGCGGCUACAACGUGGCAUUCGAGGAGGCCAUGUUCUCCGGCCUCUGCAAGGAGGCCAAGGGAUUUGUCAUCAAGCUGCUGGUGGCGGACCGGCUGCGACCCACCGCAGUGGAGUGCCUGCGACAUCCUUGGUUUAAGUCCUCCAACAACAAAAACAUCAACACAGCGAUGCUGAAACAAGUCAUCUCUCGAAGACGCUGGCAGCGUUCUCUGAUCAGCUACAAAUCCAAGAUGUCGAUGCGGACCAUCGCGGAGCUCCUGGACGACUCCUUCACGCACGUGUCCAUCGCCGUCGGCCAGUGCCGUAAUGAUGGCACGUUGCCGGCCUCCUCAUCCUCCGACGACUCGGAUGAAGAUGUGGAUGAGCUGCCCUUCAUCCCCAUGCCACUCUCUAUGGUCUUCUCCGGCUCCAGGGUCUCCCUGAACGAAAUCCCCGGCGACGAGGACGCCGCCGACGGAUCGGGGUGGAGCGGCGUGGAGGGGGCCCAGUCGAGCGACCACCGGUGGCUGGCCACCGGGAGGGUCGGGGGAGGAGCCAACAACAGCGGCACAGAGGACAAAGACCAAGAAGAAGAGGAGGAUGUUUCUGCCGAGCAUAAAGAGGGGAAACCGAGGCGAGCUCCCCUCCAAAAGGGCUCAAGUGUAGAGGCCCCCGAUGACUCGCAGACCAGGGCGAGACGAGCGACCAUGCAGAGGGGCAGCUCGGCCGACUCCGCCCUACUCCUCCAGAUGGCCCCGGAAGUGGGGGGUGACAACGUAGAACCUCGAGAUGCGGCCAGCCAGAAGAGCCUGAAGAAGGCCGUCUCCAUGGAGCUUCCCAGCCGCAGCACGAGUCCCGGGGCGUCCAAGCUGAGCCAGGAGGACUACGCCCUGAAGCUAGAGCUUAUGAGGCAGCGGCUCCUGAGGGGGGGCGGCGGGGACAAGAAGAUGAGCGGCCUGCGGGGGCCCCUGUUCGAGACGCUCGGCAUGGACGAUGGGGAAAGGAGGACCGGGUCCCUGGACCGGAACCCCAGGAGGUCACGGGCGGCGCCGCCGGUGCUCACGAGGGCGGCGUCCUCGGAGGUGGCCACGGAAGAGACGCCGAGGACCAGGGUGUUCAGGAAGAGCACCUCCUUCACCCAGGGCGACUCCGAGCCCAUUCCCCUGCACCGGAGGUUUGGAGCCCCCCUGGAGAUCCCGUCGGCGAAACAGGGCAGCAUAGAGCCGAAGAAGCUUGUAGAAGCCACCUCGAUGUCGGCGCUGGAGGAGCCAACGUGGCUCGACGCUUCACAGGCCUCGGCGUCAGAGGACACAAGGACCCCCGGGAGAGCGGACCAACAGGAACCGCAAACCAAAAACCUGGAAGGGAAGCCAAUCGUAGGGGAAAAGAUGAACACUAAAGCGGACGAACAGAGAGAGAGAGGGACCAAACACAGCGCAGAGUCCGCCGAAGAGGAAGACCGGCCCAUGAGUUUGCAAUCGCCCAAUAAGUCAAUCUUGACAAUGGGGCCAAGGAUUGUCAUUUGGAGAGGUGAUGAAGAGGAAGAACCGAGAGGUUACCUGGAAAUGAAGAAGGAAACGUCCAAGCAUGAAUCUCCUGCUGCUACAACUACACCCACUAAACCGAUGUCUGCAUAUGCGAGCGUCAUGCAGGCGUUCGUCGGCCCGUCGACGGAACCAGACCCCGACCAAGCCAUAGUUUCCGGGGGUUCCACUGCUUCCUUAACUAAAGACGGCGAACUCGGCCCUUUGUUACCAGAACACCCCGCAGUGUUUGCCAAAGUGGCGACCGCCGACCUCACCACCCCUCAACAGCCUCUGCUCAGAACCGACAUCAAAGACAUAGACUCUGAAGAGGUGUUCCAGGCCAGGUUCAAGAAACGCGAGUCCUCGCUGACGCGCGGUCUACGCAAACUGACCCGGAACAAGUCGGAGGAGAGAUCCUCCGUGCCGGGCUUGCAGGCCGGCGAGGGGGAGGAGGUGUACCGUCCCGGGCCGAGGGGCGCCCCUCUGGAGAUGGUGGCCAAGGGCUUGGAGGAGAGGUCCAAAUCGGUUGCGGAUCUGCGGGAAGUGGAGAAAGAGGGUCUGAGUCUCAUCGGGAGGUUCUCCAUGCGGGCCAAGCGCUCCUCGUCUGUCGAUAAGAAAAUGGAGAAACCGUGCGAGGUGCGAGAAGAGAAGGCGCCGGAGUCUUCGGCCAGUAAACAGAGGAAGGCCUGGGCUUUUGGCCGCAGUAAGUCUCUGGACACGAAGGAGCUGGAGCACGCUGGAGCACCGCAGAGGUGCCUCAGUGAGAAAGAACCAAGCAAAGUAGAAGAGUCGUCCGUUUUGGCCAUGCGGCGCAAGUUUGAGUCCAAGGUAGCGGGGAUCUCGGCUAAAAUCAGAGCCCAGUCAGAGGAGUGGAAGGAAAAAGAGGUCAAGAGGCGCCCCGAUGGUGACGGUGUCCAGAAAGAUCUAAAGACGGUCAGCGAUUCCCCGGUCCUGGCGAUAAAGAAGAAGUUUGAGAACAAAGAGUCUGUAUUUGCCUCUAAGAUCCGCAGUCAGUCAGAAGAGAGGAGUGGGGGGACAGAGACGCAGUUGGAGGGGAAGAGAACCCCUCUUGUCACACGCCAUCGCCAUACCCAGUCCGAGAGCCGGGGUCUCAAGGAGAUGGGCAUCCCUGAGAACCAGCUGGCCCAGCAGACGGGCACGGCCGCCGCAUCCAAAGAGUCCUUUGAGUCCGCUUCCAGCAUUAACUCAGAGAAGAAACCCUGCCGCACUCCGGAGGGUGACCGGCGGUCUCGCUGGGACCGCUGGGGUUUGACCAGGGGCAAAAAGGACAAAUCGCCGUCACAACCGGAGCUUUCAGAGCCUUCUUCCAUCCCCAAAGACGACAACGCCUUGACCGCCAAACAGAGGCAGAGUCGCACCUCCUCAGACUUUCCCCCAGUGUUUCACAUCAAGCUGAAAGACCACGUCUUAUUGGAGGGGGAUCCUGUCACUCUCAGCUGCCUUCCAGCUGGCUGCCCGCCUCCCAAAAUCACAUGGAUGAAGGAUAGGAAAGCAGUGGAGGUGGAUAACAGGAUCAGCCUGAUCUCUCAUCCAGACGGCAGGCAGCUGCUUGUGAUCAUGAAGACCAACCAAAAAGAUGCCGGACUUUACGAAUGUGUGGCUACAAACACCUUGGCCGCCAUCACCAGCUCCUGCACGCUUUGUCUCGCUUGUGUACCUAAGCGACCAGGAACCCCUGAGGUCCCGCAGGUGUACAACAACACAGCCCUGGUGCUCUGGAAGCCAGCCACUGAUGGCAAGUCCCCCUGCAGCUACAUGCUGGAGAGACGGACUGAGGGAGAGGAGAACUGGCUGAUCACUGCCACUGGUGUGACGGACUGCUACUACAACGUCGCGGACCUGCCAGCAGGGGGCACCUUCAGGUUCCGGGUGGCCUGUGUGAACAAGGCGGGCCAGGGUUCUUACAGCAACUGCUCCCCUAAAGUCAGCCUCGACCAAACAGGUGGAGGAGCAGCACCGCCCAAAAUGGCCGUCAUCAAGACACUUCCUGUCUCCCCGGCGUCAGACCCCCCUUCCCCGUCCAAGACUGACGCCACUGCCAAGACCCCUCCUGUCUUCUCCUCCACUUCCUCAGCCACCACCACCUCCGACCCCGACAAGGGAGCCGCGCCGCCUCGCCCCUCGCCCGCCCCCGCCACACCGCCCUCGGCCCAGCCUCUAGCACCGCCACUGCACACCACCAAGCCGGCCCCGCGCUUCAUCCUCCCCAAGCCCCAGAGCCCCAUCAACGUGGUCCCCCCAAUGACCCUGACCCCGUCCCCGCUGCUCACACCCCUGCCCCCCCCUGUCCCACUCAAGCCCCCCGCCGCUGUCCCCAGCUACGUCCCUGUCAUCGUCACCUCCGCCUCCCGCGGGGUCACCCCCAUCCCCGGCCCCACCCUCUUCUCCGCCCAGGUGCUGCAGGUGUCCAGCCUGAGCCCCAUCGUUGGGGUGGCCAGCCCCCCCACCAGAGAGGCCCCUGGCCACUCCACCCCCUCCUCCACCUCCUCCGCCCUGGGCCUGGCCGCAGCCCAGAAGCCCUACACCUUCCUGGAUGAGAAGGGAAGGGGUCGGUUCGGCGUGGUGCGGGAGUGCCGGGAGAACGCCACGGGGAAGGUGUACAUGGCCAAGAUCGUGCCCUUCAGCCCUGAGAGCAAAGCGGUGGCGCUGCGCGAGUACGAGAUCCUGAAGGUGCUGCACAAUGAGCGUGUGAUGGGGCUGCACGAGGCCUACGUCACGCCCCGCUACCUGGUGCUGGUGGCCGAGUACUGCACGGGCAAGGAGCUGCUCUACACCCUCAUAGACAAGUUCCGGUACUCUGAGGACGACGUGGUGACCUACCUGGUGCAGAUGCUGCAGGGCGUGGAGUACCUGCACCACCGCCGGGUCCUCCACCUGGACCUGAAGCCCGACAACGUCAUGGUCACCCACCUCAACGUGGUGAAGCUGGUGGACUUCGGCAGUGCACGCACCUUCAACCCGCUGCACCUCACGGCCUGCGCCGCCCCGCUGCCCGGCACCCUGGAGUUCAUGGCUCCAGAGAUGGUGAAGGGGAAUGUCGUGGGGCCCCCAGCAGACCUGUGGGCACUCGGGGUCAUCACUUACAUCAUGUUGAGCGGCCGGCUGCCUUUCCAAGACAAAGAUCCUCUCCAGACUGAGUCCAAGAUCCAUGUGGCAAAGUUUGACCCCACCCAGCUAUACCCCAACGCCUCCCAGAGCGCCUCGGCCUUCCUCAAGAAGAUGCUGAGCAGCUACCCCUGGGCCCGCCCCACCACCAAGGAAUGCUUCACCCACGCAUGGCUGCAGGACUCCUACCUGAUGAAGCUGCGGCGCCAGACGCUCAACUUCACCAGCGUGCGCCUCAAGGAGUAUCUGGUGGAGCAGCACCAGCGGCGGGCUGAGCACGCCACCCACCACAGGGUGCUGCUGCGCACCUCCCAGUCCUCCCAGUCCUCCGCCACGACCGCACCCCCAUCCCCCGGACCUGGGACCACCACGCCGCCUCCCUCUUCCUCCUCGUCUUCGCUCCGCUCCGACACGAAAUGAGAACGAUUUCCGAUUGCCGGUUUCAGUUCUGAGUUCUGGGGAGAUCCGUUUUCGGGACUUGGGCGGGUCGAAGUUCAGAUGACUGAAUCAUCGAUCGGGCAAUGUUCGGUCGGGGGACGGCAUCGGUCAGGCCGAGGCUUCGGUUGGUCAAACUUGGAUCGGGAAAAGGUUCAGUUGGUCAGGAUUUCUGUCUGUCAAAAUUUGGUUGGCCGGAGCAUCGGUUGGUCCUCCUUCACAGGGAGGACCAACCAUGAUCACCAUAGCUCUUUCCCGACAGGCGUGCCUUCCUCCUCCGGGGCCACAGCUCGGAUCAAGGCGACGGCCCUGGCUAGGUAUGGGUGGAAAACAGAGAAGAUGUGUGAGCACUUCCCUGGUCUGUGACGAGGAGUCUUUGAACAGUGAUGUUGACAUUGGGGGCUUCUACCACAGUAACUACUGAUCCUGAGAGAGAACAAUAAAACGAGAAGAGCGAGAUUAAGAAGAAUAAAAGAAAGAUGGCUGUGUUUAAAGGUGGUUUGUGGAAGAGUUCAGCGCUCGUAUGGACAUGCAGGAUGUUUGUGAGGAGCUGGUCCAGUUUCCUUCCUUUUCGCACGUUUUUUUGUUUAGGUUUGUUUUUCAGAGUUUAAUUUAAAAAAAGUCAAUCACAUUGUGAUACAGUAUGGUGUGCACGUCUCUGAUAAAACAGUUCUUCAAGUUGCACAAUCAGCAUGAAAAAAAACAAGAGUACAGAUUUUUGUUAAGUAAUGGACCCGGUAGGAACCAGCCCACUCACGUACUGUCAUUUACGCUGUUAAUUUAUUCGCGCAUUUUGAGUUACGAUCACUUUUUAGCCUGAAAUCACAGGCAUGGUUUGACAUUGUUAACGUUUUUUCCUCUUAAUUUAUUUGCAUGCGUGUGGGUGCCGGCAUGUUUUCAAUCCACCCUCCUUACAAAAGAAAGAAAACAAAACGCAAAAAAUAAAUAAAAAUGAACCUGUAUUUGUGAUUUUGCCAUUGAAAGAAUUCACGUUGAAUACAUGAACAUGUUUUUGAGUGACCUCGGGGUUUGUGGUUACAAUUUAUCGUUCUGUGGUUUAAUUUUUUUUGUUGCAAUUUACCGUAACUGUAAGAAAACAAAGUAAAACAGUAAAAUAUUUAGUUUUAGUCGGCCCCAAUGUACUUCUGUGUGGUUCGUAGCAUCACCAAUCUGGUUGCUCUUUGUAAAAUCGCCCAGUGCCUGAAAUGGAUCAGUUUAUCCUAGUAUGAGCUGUAGGUGACGCUACUAGCUAACAGUAGAGGAGAUGGGUAUGGAUCUGUUAGGAAGAAAGAUUUGAUGUUGAUUAUGUAAAUCAGAUUGAUAAUAGCCAUGAAGACAUGCAUACACAAGCACAUUCAUCCAAACGUUCAUUCAGUAUUAUUGCCAGAACUGCAUCACGUCCAUAUGUUCACAACGUUUGUUGACUUACACACACAGGCACACUAACACAGAGACAAACACAUACACAAACACAUAGGUGCAUACAUAGAUACAUGCAUACAUAACGCACCUGACAUUCUUGUAAUAAUAGGAUAUCUUGUGGAUUGCUCUAUCGAGGUAUUACUUUUGUAUGUUUGAAUGGCUGAAGAUUUGUAAAUGUACCAAUUUGCCGUGUUUGUAAGUGGAACAUGUUUUUAUGGGAUAGUAUGUAAUAAAAUGUUGACACAA